AUGGAGUCUCCUCAAGGACUAGAGCUGGACUAUAGUAGUGCCAUAAGGUCUAAGGCUGAGAACAAAGUGGAAGGGGAGAAAACAGGAAAUGAAUUCACAGACCAACCGGCAAAUAAAAACGUGGGAAACCAAGAGGCAAUAGAGGAGGCAUCGAGAGAUACCACAAUGCCACCCGGUCAUGAUGCUGCCAGAAUGACAGAAAUCCUUGAGAAGCGAAAAGCGAGAGAAUCAAUAACUAUGAAACCCCUCCUGGCAGCACCAACGAGAGAGCAAACACCAAAUCCCAUCCUGGAAUUCAACAAAGCAGACAUCUCGUUCAACUCCCAGCCAUGGAUAUCAACAAACAUAACCUUCACUCUCUCCAAAAACAAGAAGAACUGGAGACCCCAACCUUCAAAUGCCCUCAAGAACAGUCUUCUCGCAGGCGUUGGCUUCCUCGAACUAGCAAACGCAGCAGACUUCGCAGCCAAUGUCUGGAAUGAAAUCCCCGUCCCGACAUUCGCCGCUGUCCUCAUGGGUAUCGGUGGUGUCUUUGCCAUUACCAUUUCCUUCUUCGCAUUCCACGACAUCGUCCUCGCGCGAAGAAACUACAAAGUCCUUAUACGUGAGCGGAGAAUAUUGAAAAAUAGGGAAGAGAGCAAGGAGAGGAACACAUAUCUAUCUGUCAAUUUUCGAGAGCUUGGAACGGAGAUUAUUGAUCGCAUUGGGAUGGAUGCGUUUAUGGGAUUUGGAGCUGUGAUGGUGGGUGUUGGGACUUUACUUGCUAUUGGAGGAGCGAAUCCGAGGGUUUAUGAUGCUUCGAAUUUGCUUUCUGGGUAUAUUGGUAAUACACCCGUUGCGUUGUUUGGGAUUUUCAAUGCCUUUUGGUCGAUAUUUGUUGUUGCAAGGGCACAGCGUCAUCGUCACCAUGCCAGAAAAUCUCUCACCUCUGCGGAUGAAAAAGAGGUCUUGAACUUGUUGAGACAGAGAACGAGGAAAGUUCAAUCUCAUGCCACAAUCAUGGGCAGUAUAGGUAUUAUUGCUGGCGGUGGAAGUUUAGUCACCUCGGAACACUGGGAAGGUUAUCCAAUUUUGAUACCCUGUAUUGUGCUUUCAGCAUAUUGCAAUUGGAUAUGGAGGAAAAAAGUUGGAUAUUCUCGCGCUCUUUGUGAUACCACUUCCUCGCCUAUCGCCAACAUGGAAAAAGGGGCUCUGAUGGAGGAAAUAUCGAUAAACGCAGCCCUCCUGAAAUCCUAUCGUGGCUUCAAAAGAAUACCGAUACUCGAAAAUAUAGUUGAAGAACCGGAAUCUAUGGCUUCGAUUUUAGAAUUUCUUGUCAGAUAUGACCUUUUUACUUCUUUUUGUGCGAGGGUGCUGAAAGAAGUGACUUUGAGGAAAAGCGUUUUAGAACCGACACUUGAGGGACAAACGGAGAUUGUGAUUUCUCCUGCGGACUUUUUACUGCUGGGUAGAAAGGCUUGCUUUUUGGCGUUGAAAGAUGUUGCUGAUGAGGUUGUAAAGAAGGGGAUUAAGGAGAAGCUGAUGUAUCGGGAAAGGUUUCUGCUGGAGGCUCUGGGCUGUCUUUUGGUCGUUGAAAGGAGAAUGAGUAUGAGAAAAGAGAGGGAUGGUACAGAGAAAGGAAAAUAA
Hymenoscyphus albidus is the source of this 1626-nucleotide messenger RNA. NCBI's taxonomy places the organism in Eukaryota, Fungi, Ascomycota, Leotiomycetes, Helotiales, Helotiaceae. The record is from the annotation of a GenBank genome assembly.